Cylindrotheca closterium is the source of this 2049-nucleotide messenger RNA. The record is from the annotation of a GenBank genome assembly. Lineage: Eukaryota; Bacillariophyta; Bacillariophyceae; Bacillariales; Bacillariaceae.
AUGUCCAAGUACGAAGUUGUAAGCACGAAUAGAGUCGCCGGAGGUGGUACCUACCAACGCAUCAAGCAUGAGAGUACUUCUACCAAGACUCCCAUGAUUUUUGGACUCUUUCUUCCCAGCACACAUGCCACCAAGCAAGUGACGGAAACGACCCCAGCUCUUUUCUGGUUGAGUGGACUGACGUGUGAUGACACCAACUUUGCCAUGAAAGCUGGACCAGCUGCUUUUGCUGCCGCCGAAGAACAAUGUAUCGCCCUGGUUCUGCCGGAUACAUCUCCCAGAGGAGAAGGAGUUCCCAAUGAGGAUUCCUAUGAUAUGGGCAUCGGUGCUGGAUUCUAUGUGGAUGCGACCGAAGAACCCUAUGCCGCCAAUUACAAAAUGUACACUUAUGUCACGGAAGAGCUCCCCAAGUUGGUGGAAGAAAGCUUUGAAGUGGGUACUGUCAAGUCUAUCUCUGGACAUUCCAUGGGAGGACAUGGUGCCAUGACGAUUGCCUUCAAGAAUCCCACAGCUUGGGCUUCGGUCAGUGCGUUCAGUCCCAUCUGCAAUCCUACUCAAGUUCCUUGGGGAGAGAAAGCUUUCAAGGCUUACUUGGGAAGUGUGGAUGCCGGAAAGGCUCAUGAUGCUACGGAACUCUUGAAGGGAUUGCAAUCCAGCUGUUUUGACGACAUUUUGAUUGAUCAAGGAAAGGAUGACAAUUUUCUGGCCAAUCAACUAAAGCCCGAAAAUUUGACAGCUGUGGGUGGUCCUCAAAAGGUGACUGUCAACAUGAGAAGCGGAUACGAUCACUCGUACUACUUUGUCUCUGCCUACAUCAAGGACCACGUUGCCUUUCAUGGAGCACGUCUGAACAAGGCACAAGGCAAACUUCGUGCUUCCAGAAGCUCGUAUGAUUUUUCAUCAACUACCGGCAAGCCUAUCAAAUGCAAGGCCAUGGUGGCCCGGGGUCCCAAGCAACCUUUGACGGAAGAAGAAAUUACUGUGGAUGCCCCCAAGGCAGGAGAAGUUCGCGUCAAGGUCAUCGCCAACGCUCUUUGCCACACGGAUAUCUACACGUUGGAUGGAUACGAUCCAGAAGGUUUGUUCCCCUGCAUUUUGGGACACGAAGCGGGAUGCGUUGUGGAAUCGGUCGGACCUGGUGUCCUGUCGGUCCAACCAGGAGAUCACGUCAUUCCUUGCUACACUCCUCAAUGUUCCCAAACCUCUUGCAUCUUUUGCAUGAGCCCCAAAACCAACUUGUGUCCCGAAAUCCGUAGUACUCAAGGGCAAGGCGUCAUGCCCGAUGGUACCGUCCGCCUCCAUGAUAAGGACGGGAAGGAUAUUUUCCAUUUCAUGGGAUGCAGUACCAUGAGUGAAUAUACCGUCUUGGCAGAAAUCUCCUGUGCUAAGAUUUCCAAGGAAAUGGCACUGUCCAAGGCGUGUCUAUUUGGAUGCGGUGUAUCGACAGGACUCGGUGCGGUAUGGAAUACCUGUAAAGUGGAGGCAGAUUCGACUGUGGCUGUCUUUGGACUUGGUGCUGUGGGACUUGCUGUCAUCCAAGGUGCCAAAAUGGCUGGGGCCAGCAAGAUCAUUGCCGUUGACCUGAAUCCUGACAAGUUUGAAAUGGCCAAGAAGCUAGGAGCAACCGAUUGUGUGAAUUCCAGUCCAGACAAGAUUGACAAGCCGAUUCAAAAAGUCAUUGCUGGAGACAUGACACCAUGGGGUGUGGACUAUUCGUUUGAUUGUACGGGUAACGUCAAGGUUAUGCGGGCUGCAUUGGAAUGUGCUCAUCGUGGAUGGGGAGAAUCUUGUGUGAUCGGUGUUGCUGCUUCCGGUCAUGAGAUUGCCACCAGACCCUUCCAAUUGGUGACUGGUCGUGUGUGGAAGGGAACUGCCUUUGGCGGUUUCAAGAGUCGUCGUGAUGUGCCUCAACUAGUGGAACGCCAUUUGAAGGGGGAAUUGCCAAUUGAUCAUUUCAUCACCCAUUCGUUUGAGGGUGUCAACAAGACCAAUGAUGCCAUCCAUGCGUUGCACUCGGGUGACUGCCUUCGAGCUGUUGUCCGGUAUUGA